Messenger RNA from Cyprinus carpio (common carp), 1487 nucleotides. Its product is annotated as taste receptor type 1 member 1-like. Gene Ontology annotation, cellular component: membrane. NCBI's taxonomy places the organism in Eukaryota, Metazoa, Chordata, Actinopteri, Cypriniformes, Cyprinidae. Gene Ontology annotation, biological process: G protein-coupled receptor signaling pathway. The record is from RefSeq and is a predicted model, not a curated record. Gene Ontology annotation, molecular function: G protein-coupled receptor activity.
UCUGGAUAUCAGAUGUUGCAAGUAAUGAGAUUUGCUGUUGAGGAGAUUAAUAAUUCCACAACUCUUUUGCCCAAUGUUUCUCUGGGCUAUGAAAUUUUUGACCACUGUUCUAAUAUAAAGAAUUUAAAUACAGUCUUAAAUUUAAUCUCCAAGAAUGGCUCAAUAAAACCUAAAGAAAAACUCAACAACUAUCAGCCUAAAGUGAUUGCUUUAACGGGACCAUAUGGAAGCUCAAAAACUAUUACCAUUGCACCAUUGAUCACAGUGGACCUUAUACCAAUGGUGAACUAUGGAGCUACUAGCUAUGCAUUAAGCAAUAAACUUCAGUAUCCUUCUUUUGUGAGAACAAUUCCUAGCAACAAAGACCUGAUAGAGAUGAUUAUUCACAUCAUACGGUGGUUCGGAUGGAACUGGGUUGCCUUUCUUGGUAGCCAAGAUGAUUACAGUACAGAUGGACUAAAGCUGUUUAACAAGUAUAUAAACAAUACUGGCAUUUGUUUGGCCUAUCAAGAGGGUCUAAGUCUAAAUGCAAACUACAGUCUAACACUUAAAAAGAUUGAUAAGCUCAAAAUCAAUGUCAUUGUUGUUUUUGCUUUGCCACAAUAUGCAAGCAAAAUUAUUAAAGCAGCCAUAGCAAACAACAUCCAAGACAAAGUAUGGAUUGCAAGUCAAGCAUGGGCUAUGAAUCAGCAGGUUCCAAGACAGCCAGGAAUCAGGAAAAUUGGCACAAUCAUUGGCAUUACGGAGAGACUGUUGUCAUUGCCUGGAUUUAAUGAAUUUGUCUAUAAAGUCAACGGAAUAACUGAUGUUGGCUAUAAUGAUAGAGCUGAGACUGGCAUCCUGGGGAUGAGAAAGACAUGUAAUCAAGAUUGUGAUUACUGCUCAUUGUUGACUGCAGAGGAGAUCAUAAAUGAAAAUCCCACAUUCUCCUUUGCCAUCUAUUCUGCCAUUUAUACCAUAGCUCAUGCGUUACAUAAGGUUCUGCAGUGCGACAUGAAUGAAUGCCACAAAAACACAAUGGCCAAGCCAUACAUGCUUCUUAAAGAGAUAAGGAAGUUGGAUUUUCCACUCAAUGGCCGUCAGGUGAAAUACAAUGACAAUUAUGAUCCAACGAUCAGUUAUGCAGUUGUGCUCUGGCGCACUGAUGUGAAUCCUCCACAGUUUGAGAUGGUUGGCACAUAUGAUACUCAUCCUGAAAUUACUUUUAGUAUCGACAACUCUCUCAUGCCAUGGCAUAACAAUGGUUCUGUUCCAUUCUCAAACUGCUCUGUUGAGUGUAAGGCAGGAUAUUCAAGGCGAACUGAAGGUUUUCAUAGUUGCUGUUUUUCCUGUAAAAAAUGCCCACCUAACAACUAUGUGGAUUUUUCUCGUAAGUACCUUAAGCAGAGGUUAAUGACAUAUAAUAACUUAAGAUAAAAGAUAGUCUACCUAAAAAUGAAAACUGUCAUCAUGUACUUCCCCUCAUGUGAUUCCUAACCCAUAAGCAU